Messenger RNA from Solea senegalensis (Senegalese sole), 5614 nucleotides. RefSeq names its product calpain 7 (gene capn7). Gene Ontology annotation, biological process: proteolysis. The coding region runs from base 279 to 2753 and encodes 824 amino acids. The record is from RefSeq and is a predicted model, not a curated record. The transcript has 21 exons. Lineage: Eukaryota; Metazoa; Chordata; Actinopteri; Pleuronectiformes; Soleidae. Gene Ontology annotation, molecular function: calcium-dependent cysteine-type endopeptidase activity.
UCCCGGAAAUGGAAGAUUGUUUUGGAAUCAGCUGCUUUACACUUGUUCCCUGUCCUGAGGUGAUUUAAAGCCUUAAAGGAGCACUUAAAACUGCCGAAAUAUUGAUAAACUUCAGGGGUAGUGUCAGUAUGUUCCACUCGAGUUGACAAAACGAACUGUGCUGCUUGUGAAAGACGGACAUUUUUGAUAAAUUGGCGAAUCACAGUGGCUAGUCGUAACUAGCAUGCUAAGUAGCUAGGUAAUAAACUCGCAGCUUGUGUCAACAGCUUGAGUUCAGGAUGGACUACACUGCACUGGAGGUCGACGCCUUUAAAUUCGCCAAAACAGCCGUUACUUAUGACCAAAAGGGCAAAUACAACGAGGCUGUAUUUUACUACAAGGAGGCAGCACAGGCCCUGAUAUAUGCUGGCAUGGCAGGGUCCAAACUGGAGGGAAUCCAGGACAAAGUGAAUGAAUACACAGAUCGGGUCCAGGCUCUCCAUAAUGCCGUCCAGGCACAGACGAGCGACCCGCUGAAGUCCCGCCAGCAGGUGGACAUGGAGCGUGCCCACUUCCUGGUCACCCAGGCCUUUGAGGAAGAUGAGAAGGGAAAUGAAGACGAAGCCAUUGAACUGUACACUCAGGCUGUGGAGCUCUGCAUUAAGACGUCCAGUGAGACAUCUGACCAGGUGCUGCAGACCAAGUUGAAGCAGCUGGCUCGCCAAGCGUUAGACAGAGCGGAGGGUCUUAAAGAGUCCCAGUCCAGAUCAACUGCAGCUCAGGACAGGACAGGGAUCUCUGCGAACAGGAAUGUUGGUGGCAGCAGUUCUGGGGCACCAGUCCGCCAGUUUUUCCCCCUCGGCCCAGACUUCAGCCUCCAUGACCGACCUCAUCCCCAGCCGGUUCGGGCGGUCCAGUCCAGUGAUCCUCAGGGUCAGCGCUACACGUCUGAGGAGAUCGAGGUGCUCAGGAGCACAUCUACAGUCAAUGGGAUCGCCUAUGUUCCAUUUAUGAGUGUGGACCUGAAGGAACGCUUUGCCUUCCCUGUCCCUUUCUCGGACAAACUAGGGAAACUGGCGUUGUCACCCAAACAGAAAGCCAUCUUCUCCCGCUGGGUGCGUCCAGACGAGAUCUGCAAUAACCCGACCAUGAUCAUGUCUGUGUCCAGCUUCAGUAUCAAACAGACGGUGGUGUCUGACUGUUCUUUUGUGGCGUCCCUCGCCAUCAGCGCAGCCUAUGAGAGGCGCUACAACAAGAAACUUAUCACCAGCAUCAUCUACCCUCAGAACAGACGAGGGGAACCAGAGUACAACCCCUGUGGGAAGUACAUGGUCAAGCUUCACAUCAAUGGUGUUCCCAGGAAGGUGAUAAUAGACGACUACCUGCCGGUGGAUCGUAACGGAGAGAUGCUGUGCUCCUACUCCAGCAACAGGAACGAGCUGUGGGUGUCCCUGAUUGAGAAAGCCUACAUGAAGGUGAUGGGAGGCUACGACUUCCCUGGAUCCAACUCGAACAUCGACUUGCACGCGCUCACCGGCUGGAUCCCUGAACGCAUCGCUAUGCACUCUGACAAUCAGUCGUUCAGCAAAGACGACAGCUUCCGAAUGCUCUUCCAGAGGUUUCACAGAGGGGACGUUCUCGUCACCACGGCAACAGGGGUGAUGACAGAGGAGGAAGGGGAGAGAUGGGGUUUAGUGCCAACACACGCUUACGCUGUUCUUGACAUCAGGGAAUACAAGGGGAUGCGUUUCCUGCAGCUGAAGAAUCCCUGGAGUCACUUGCGGUGGAAGGGACGCUACAGUGAGCGAGACGAUAAGAACUGGACGCCCGAACUCCUCAAAUACCUCAACUUUGACCCCAAGACAGCCCAGAAGUUUGAUAAUGGUGUUUUCUGGAUUGCAUGGGAGGACCUCUGUCAAUAUUAUGAUGUCAUCUACCUGAGUUGGAACCCCGCCCUAUUCCAACAGUCCUCCUGUAUUCACAGCAGCUGGGAUGGGAAGCAGGGCCCAGUCAAAGAUGUCUACAGUCUGGCCAACAAUCCUCAGUUCAAGCUGGAGGUCCAGUGUCCAACAGGUGGCGCUGCUGUUUGGGUACUGCUCACCAGACACAUCACUGACAAGGAUGAUUUUGCACAGAACCGGGAGUUUAUCACGCUGGUCGUUUAUAAGACGGAUGGAAAGAAAGUUUACUACCCAGCCGACCCUCCUCCUUUCAUCGACGGCAUCCGCAUCAACAGCCCACACUACCUGACCAAGAUGAGGCUGACCAGUGCCGGGACACACACCUUCACACUGGUGGUAUCCCAAUACGAGAAGCAGAACACCAUAAACUACACACUACGGGUUUACUCUGGAUGCAAAUUUUCCUUCUCCAAAAUCCCGAAUCCCUUCACUCACACAAAAAGGUUCAACGGCCAGUGGAAGGGGAUCAGUGCUGGAGGUUGUGGGAACUAUAAGGAUUCAUACAAACACAAUCCAAUCUAUCAGAUUAACCUGGAGCGCCCGGGACCACUGCUCAUCGAGCUCCGAGGUUCCAGGCAGUACAGUGUUGGCUUUGAGAUGGUGACUGUGUCGAUGGUGGGAGAUCCAGGUCCAGCAGCUUUCCAGAAAAAGAGCAGUGGAGAUUACAGAUGUGGUUUCUGCUACAUGGAGGCAGACCAUGUCCCAGCGGGCAUCUACAACGUCAUACCCACCACUUUCCUCCCCAAACAGGAAGGACCUUUCUUCUUGGACUUUGCCAACACCUUGCCCCUCAAGGUCUCCCAGCUCCAAUGAAGACGGCGCUGGAGGAGUGGAUGACGCAGGGAUCAAGAGGACGGUACUUACCAGGGCUUCGAGGGAUAGUCCUGAUUUUUCAGUUUGAAUGUGAUAAAGUGAUCAAGACCUCCAUGAAGCCCAAAGAGAAUGUGACUAUUGACCUCAUCUCCCACAGCCUUUCCUUGUCUCCUAUUGCUGAUGUUAACAGACAUUUUGUGGACUUGGACCUUCUACACGGAUAAAUUACGUCAAGGAAUAACUCUCUUGCUAAAGAGACAUGAAGAGGAUCUUUUAAUAUGGAGUGGUAUGGUAACCAACCAAUUUUGACUUGAACUUAUAGCAUCCUCUGUGCUGUAGGUUCCUCUACCAUGUGGAUGAAACGGCAUCGACGUUGCUCUGAUAAAUCAACCAAAUCUGACAUGAUUUCAUGAGCCGGUGACAAGGUGUUGAGUUAUGCAUCAUGGCCGUUGAAAGCAACCAAGUCGUUUCAGGUUCUGUUUUGUCGAUGAAUGAGUGUCUCAGGUGAGGGAGUUGUUGUCAAGUGAAUUUAUGGUCUUCAUAGUUUGAGCCCCUGAAUUUCAUUGGUUAAAGAUUUGAACCUUCAGCAUUGAGAGGAUAUGUCAGACACGCAGUCAAGAUCAUGCUACUUGACUCUGUGUUUCCAUCCAUCUGUAUGUAGCAGGGGUGGGAAUCGCCAGAGACGCCACGAUAUGGUAUUAUCAUGAUAUUUAAAUCUCAAUACUGCAAAAUACUGGGUAUCUGUGAAGUCAUAUAUUGAGACAUACUCCCAUUUUAUUUAAAAAAAUUCUAUGCUAAAAAAAAAAAUGGAUACAUGAUAUCACCACAUAAGAUAUCGCGAUAUUUCCCCUAAUAUUUAUGUACAUUAUAAAUGUGCGUCCUAGAAAUCCUGAAUGGAAACACGCAUGGAAUCCCAAGUAUUUCACGGUCAGCAACCCGACAUAGCACCUGGUAGCCCUCCUAGGAAGUGAAAGCUGUUGUUGAUACAAUGGAAAAAGGGCAGCAUUUUGUGUUUUUAAUUUAAUGGAGUCAUCAGAAAUAGAAAGUAAAAAAGUUACUGUUGUGAUUUCAAAAAACAGUAAUAACUACAGUUGUCACUUACUGUUGUUCACUGUUUUUCAGUUGAAAAAUCCUACAUGUAAGUAGGAGAUUAUGAACACCGAGUAUCACUGAAAUAGGACAGCAAUGGUCAUCUUUGAGAUGCUCAUUACUGCAAAACUACCUGAAAACGACGCUGUUGCAGUGUGCGACAGCCACGACACAAAACAAAACAUCCAAGAGUUCGUCUCUGCCAAAAUUGUAAAAGCUCUUCAUUUAUAAAGUGAAACCAGGAUGAAGGGAAAGUUAGUUUCCUCAUGUGACCUUGGAGGUUGUUGUAUGUAUGUUGUUGUUGUUGUUGUUGUUGUUGUUUAACUUCUCAGGAGCAGUGCAGCAGAGCAGCACCACAGGGAAUCCAGUAUGGCAGCGGUUGAAUGAUGUCACUUCAUGUUGUCUGUGGAUGUGACGGCUGAGUGACGCAUGAUCUGCCUGGUUUCACGUCAGCACUGCUUGAAACAGGUAUCAUGUGAUGAACCUGUUUGUUUGUGUGUGUGUGUGUGUGUGUGUGUGAGAGAGAGUCGGAGAGAGCAUGUGUGUGUGUUUUUACAGGAAAAUUUAAAUGUAUUGCCAAGUACGCAUCAUCUAUUUACAUAUAAGUUACAGAAUUGCACUUUUUUUAAAAUCAUUUCUCAGUUUGAACAUUUACGGCAGAUCUACUCGUCUGAAUUCAUGUUGCCUCUUCAGUUUUGUGUUUAAAAAUGUAAUUUGUAAAGCACAUUAAAAACAACAGGAGUCAAGCCACAAUGCUUUGUAGUCUAGGAGAAGUGACAUUAUAGUUAUUGUGUUAAUUAAUAACACAAUAACAAUAACACAAGACAGAAACAGAGUAAAGUAAAGACGGCAGGACUAUAGCCUUCACAAUACUGUAACAAAAACCACCAGUAAUUUCAUUUGGACUGAAUGGAAUAAUUCACAGUCGUUAACCUGUCGCUAACUGACCCGGUUACCUGUGUGGUUUGUUUUCAUAAUGUAUCCUAAUAAGUUGUCCCACAAAUAUUAAUAUUUAUAAGUGUCUCUCGCACAGAGAAGACGAUAAAAACAAAUUUGUCACAGUCUUUCUAGACUAGAAAUUAAUAAUAUAUUCAUAAUAACAAUAAUAAUAAAAGUAAUUUAUAUAUACAGCACUUAGCAAAGUUAUAAGUGCUUAAUGGUUAAAGUCAGUGGAUAAAAAGUCAGAAACAAAAACCCAAUGGAAAUAAGAAUAAUGUAUGAAGAGAAUUUUACUAGUGUGGGAUGAACAAAGUCUAAUAUGAUCUAAAUAUGUACAACAACACAGUUUUAAGUGGUGAUUUAAAAGAAAGUAGGGAUGUGAUUUAAAAUAUAUCAGUGUUGAUGAACAAAUCUUGUCAGAAAAAACAAAUACAGAUAUUCAGUGUUUUGAAUAUGCCAAGCAUACGAAUAUACAACUUGAAACAAGAUAAAAUAACUCUCUCUCUCUCUAUAUAUAUAUAUAUACUUAUUUGCCACUUUAUUAGGUACACCUAGCUAAAUGUAACGCAGACCUGCAAGAAAGCCACCAUUUUUCAAAGCAAGAAGGUUCCUGGUUCAAAUCCCAGUUUCUGCACAGUUUUUGUUGUAUUCCAGGGUCAGUCCUUGAAAUCCUUGAAAGUUUGUGAAUUUGAAAAGACAAAUUCAAGGCCCUUGAAAAUUAUUUCUGCUAUUUGGGUAAACAGAAUAAUUUACCAGUGGUGUUGUGAUGUGAGAUUCUGUGUAACGUUAAGCAAGAGAGAGCAAAUGACGACAUGAUGUCUGUGAAAUGAAAA